Aspergillus ruber CBS 135680 is the source of this 430-nucleotide messenger RNA. RefSeq lists its product as uncharacterized. The transcript has 3 exons. The coding region runs from base 150 to 395 and encodes 81 amino acids. NCBI's taxonomy places the organism in Eukaryota, Fungi, Ascomycota, Eurotiomycetes, Eurotiales, Aspergillaceae. The record is from RefSeq and is a predicted model, not a curated record.
GCUUGCUCGUAAGAUGUACUAUAUCUUGGAAAUGAGCGCGGCGCAGCAAGAGGCUCAAGGAUGCCUGUCGACAAAAUAGCAUCUAUAAAUUCAACCGCAGAAGUAAUCGUGAGAUCAGUUUCUAGCAUUCAAACUUGCUUGCCAGGUACAUGGACUCGUUCCAGUGUCGCUAUGGGAUAUACGGUAUAUACACCACUACCUGGUUUUUGAAACGGGUUGGUCAUUACCAUUUCAUUCUUCCUCGUGCGUACGGGGCUAGCCUUAAAGCUAGCCUCUCCGACUGCGAAGAUGACAUCGUUACGAGGGAGAUAGGUCCUUCAAGAAAUAAAACGAGGAAUAAAAGAAACAAUAACGAAAGAAUAUCAAAUCUGAACAAUCGAUUUCAAGCAGCGUAGGGGAAAGCCAGGAAUGAAGGAUAUUGAGGGUCAGC